Molecule: messenger RNA, 1705 nt
Organism: Lytechinus variegatus (green sea urchin)
Lineage: Eukaryota; Metazoa; Echinodermata; Echinoidea; Temnopleuroida; Toxopneustidae
Product: ankyrin repeat domain-containing protein 50-like
Exons: 1
Coding region: 281-1705 (474 amino acids)
Biological process (GO): regulation of barbed-end actin filament capping
Cellular component (GO): nucleus; cytoplasm
Molecular function (GO): protein binding
Source: RefSeq, a predicted model, not a curated record
UACCAUGCAGGGAUUUGAUAUUGCUAUUUUACCUAGCUCUACAUACCGAUGUCAGUGAAUACAGUCAUUAUAUUUCACUCUCUGAAAUGUGUUUCUUGUAUGAAAUUAUAGUCGUCUGUAUCAGAAGUAUAGUUGUGCUGCAGUGACAAUAAUGGAUCGGGUGAUUCAAGAAUUAAGUAAGCCUUAUUGACAGGUUAUAUUGAAGCUGCUAAAAGGUGGCUAAACUUGGUUCAAAUAUAAUCAACAUUACGCAAACGGAGACUCGUCUUUGCACACGAUUAUGCGUAGUGGCAAGGAGGAUCUCGUUAAAUUUCGUAUAAAGCACGGAGCUGAUGCGGAGAUGGAGAAUGGAGAUGGACAUCCACGUUUACAUCUUGCUGCAUCGCUGGGACAUCUGGAAGCAAUCAGAACUAUACUAAGGCAUGGAGAAAAUGUGAACAAAGUGGCCCGGAAAGGCUACACUGCUUUACACAUUGCUGCUAACAAUGGUCAUGUUGACGUCAUCAAAUAUCUGAUCAGUCAAGGAGCUGAGGUUAAUAAGGGAGAUAAUGAUGGUUGGACUGCAUUACACAGUGCUGCUAACAAUGGUCAUGUUGACGUCAUCAAAUAUCUGAUCAGUCAAGGAGCUGAGGUUAAUAAGGGAGAUAAUGAUGGUUGGACUGCAUUACACAGUGCUGCUAACAAUGGUCAUGUUGACGUCAUCAAAUAUCUGAUCAGUCAAGGAGCUGAGGUUAAUAAGGGAGAUAAUGAUGGUUGGACUGCAUUACACAGUGCUGCUAACAAUGGUUAUGUUGACGUCAUCAAAUAUCUGAUCAGUCAAGGAGCUGAGGUUAAUAAGGGAGAUAAUGAUGGUUGGACUGCAUUACACAGUGCUGCUAACAAUGGUCAUGUUGACGUCAUCAAAUAUCUGAUCAGUCAAGGAGCUGAGGUUAAUAAGGGAGAUAAUGAUGGUUGGACUGCAUUACACAGUGCUGCUAACAAUGGUCAUGGUGACGUCAUCAGAUAUCUGAUCAGCCAAGGAGCUGAGGUUAAUGAGGGAGAUAAUGAUGGUUGGACUGCAUUACACAGUGCUGCUAACAAUGGUCAUUUUGACGUCAUCAAAUAUCUGAUCAGCCAAGGAGCUGAUGUUAAUAGGAGUGAUAAAGGUGGACAGACUGCACUACACAUCGCUGCUAAGAAUCACCAUCUUGACGUCGUCAAAUAUCUGAUCUGUCAAGGAACUGAGGCUAAUAAGGGAGAUAAUGAUGGUUGGACUGCAUUACACAGUGCUGCUAAGAAUGACCAUCUUGACGUCGUCAAAUAUCUGAUCGCUCAAGGAACUGAGGUUAAUAAGGGAGAUAAUGAUGGUUGCACUGCAUUACACAGUGCUGCUAAGAAUGGUCAUCUUGACUUCAUCAAAUAUCUGAUCAGCCAAGGAGCUGAGAUAAAUGGGGGUAAUAAAGAUGGUCAGAGUGCUCUACACAUCGCUGCUAAGAAUGACCAUCUUAACGUCAUCAAACUUCUGAUCAGCCAAGAAGCUGUGGUCAAUAGGGGUGAUAACGAUGGUCAGACUGCUCUACACAUCGCUGCUAAGAAUAGUUACAUUGACAUUCUGAAGGUCCUACUUGCAAACGGAGCACGAUCUGACACGGAAGACAAAUCAGGCAACAUACCGAUACACUAUGCAAGGGAUGAACCAGUCAGACAGAUAAUUUCUCCAAGGUAA